AUGUCGUCCAACGUCCAUCCAUCCAUGGAUGACCCCAAUGCCUGGGUCACCUACCGCUACUAUCCCAGCAUUGCGGCGGCCGGGGUCGCUGUCGGUCUCUUUGGUGUCCUCACCGUGCUUCACGUGGCCAUUGCGGUGCGCCGCCGGACGUGGUAUUUCAUCCCGUUUUGCCUCGGAGGCAUCUUCGAAAUCGUUGGCUACAUCGGCCGCAUCCUCUCGUCCCGCGACCUGUGGGCGCUCGGCCCCUACAUCGUGCAGUCGAUCCUGCUCCUCGUCGCCCCCGCGUUGUUUGCCGCCUCCAUCUACAUUGUCCUCGGCCGCAUCGUCGUGCACGUCCACGGCGAAUCCUGCGCCCUCGUGCCCCCGCGCUGGCUGACCAAGGUCUUUGUCUGCGGCGAUGUGCUCUCCUUCUUGCUGCAGGCCGGCGGUGGCGGCUACCAGGCCGCCGGCACGCUCGCGGCCCUCCACACCGGCGAGCGCAUCAUCAUUGCCGGCCUCUUUGUCCAGCUCGUCUUUUUCGGCGUCUUUGUAGCUGUGGCGGCCGUGUUCCACGUGCGCUUCCUCCGCCGCGGCCACAGCAGCAGCAGUAGCCCUGGACUCCCCGUCUGGCAACGCCAGAUGACGGCGCUGUACGUGGCCUCGGCCCUCAUUUUCGUCCGCUCCGUCUUCCGCGUGAUUGAAUACCUCAUGGGCAACGACGGGUACAUCCUGCGCCACGAGGUGUUCCUCUACGUCUUUGACGGCCUGCUGAUGCUGGCCGUCAUGAUUGUCUUUUUGCUGGCCCAUCCGAACCAAAUGACACGUCUCACCGGCACCAGCAGCAGGACCCGCAUCGCCUCAAGUGGAAGUGGAAGCGACGCCCUGUUUCUUGCAGACAUGCGGAAAGCAGCACGCGGUGGGAGGCAUGGACCUAGUUCUGGUGAGAGCAGUGAGCGGGUGUAG
Molecule: messenger RNA, 942 nt
Organism: Sporothrix schenckii 1099-18
Lineage: Eukaryota; Fungi; Ascomycota; Sordariomycetes; Ophiostomatales; Ophiostomataceae
Product: RTA1 like protein
Exons: 2
Coding region: 1-942 (313 amino acids)
Cellular component (GO): membrane
Source: RefSeq, a predicted model, not a curated record